AUGUCUAUAACGUCUGAUGCGUCGACCCUGGGGGUGACCAUUCGCGAGAUCGCAGGUCAUCCAGAAAAGCGCACGAUGCUUGUGGAAGAUUGCGUUAAACAAGUUAAAGAGCUUCAGCGAAAAAAUCUUCAAGAGUAUGAAAAUGCUAUUUCAUCUUUGCUAAUGUGUUUGGAAAGCUUUGAUGUAGUUGGAGGGGAUGCAAAUGAGGUGACUUGCGCCCUCACUGCGUUAGAUAUAUUACUUAAGCUUGAUUUGACAACUAGUCAAGUCUCUCAGUGUAAUAGCUACGUUCGCCUUUGUCUUUGUGCAGUAAAUAGUACAUCUCUCGCAGUGGAAGCUUCUGAAACAUUUGUCAAGACGCUAGUUAACUGUAUGACAUCAGAUUUUGUUCGAAGUCAGAUAGAUGAUGCACUUUCAUGGAUUGAGUUGACAGAACCUAAUAUGGUAGCGAGACGUUUAUGUGGUUUACUUCUUCUGAAAGAGGUAGCUCUUCGAUUACCUAUGUUUAUACUUCCAAAAGUGAAUAACCUAUUUGAAAAGUUAUGGAGCGGUUUGGCUUCAUCUCAUGAGAUGAUACGAAAUACAUCCUUACAGCUCUUUAAAAUAAGUGGGAAAUUACUGAGUAAUCGGUCUCCCACACUUAGGGCAAAAACUUUGGAUACUUUACUUCAUCAACUCAAAUCCAAUCUUGCAGCAAAAUCAAGAGAAAGUAAUAUGGCUGGUUUACUAGCUUUUGAAACAGUGGUUAUGAGUUCUAUAGGUAGUUCUUCACAACCAAGGUAUGAAGAUGUUUCAAUCAUGCUGGUGCCAUAUGUGAUGAGUGGAGGUUCAAGUACUAGUUCUGAGCUUGUAAGAAAACUUCUCUUCCGUUGUUUGGUCGUUUUAUGUCGUUAUAGUACUACAUUAUUUAUAACCAAUCAACUAAAAGAUACUGUUAAUUUUACUCUAAAAUCUAUUCAAAAUCUUUUUCAACAUUGUGCCGCCUUUGAUAUGCUAAGUGAUAUUAUACCUAUGGUUGGUAGGAGAGCUUUUGCACCAUUUGUAAAAGAAACAUGUGAUGCAAUACGAUUUGUAUCUGAAAAAUCACCAACACCAUGCUGGGAAUCACUUAAAUGUUUUUCUGUAAUUUGUCGUGAAUGUCAACCUGCAGAUGUUGAAGUUUAUAUAGAUUCUUGUAUUGAAAACGUUUUUAAAUGGGGAUUGUCAUCGCAAUUAAUUGAAUGUAUGCGAGACAUUAUUACCUUUACUAGUGCAAAGUAUCGAACAAAACUUGAGGAAGAUUUACUUGAUAUGAUAUCUGUGACUCUAUGUGGUCUUCCAUUUAGGCAACACCCUGGAGUGAAAAUGCAUACAGCUAUUCAUCCUGAAUCUGAUCCUACAGAAAGCCAAAUUGUAGUUGCACUUAGUGCAUUAAGACAAUUUGGAUUUUCAAAUUCUGAACUUAUGGGUGAUUUCCUUCGUGAUUCAGUUCUUCCUCUUAUUGAUAGCAAUAAUAUUUCAGUACGAAACGCUGCUAUUCGGACAAUAGUUACCUUAUUAAUUCCAAAUGGUGUAAAAGGAGAAUUAACAAUGGCUAGAAGAAUAUGUGUAGAUAUGAUUGUUUCUCGUAUGCUUUUAGUAGGAUUAGCUAAUCCUGAUCCAGUAAUACGAGAAACUGUAUUGUCAUCUUUUACACCACCUUUUUAUCCAUAUCUUAGUGAAAUGCAGUUUUUAACUCAACUUUACGCGGCACUUGGAGACGAAGCUAUUAGUUGUCGUGUUGCUGCAACAGAAUUACUUUGCCGUUUGAUUGAUCAUGAUCCUUCACAUAUUUUACCAAUACUUCGAAAAGAAAUGCUUCAAAUAUUAUAUGCAAUAUCUGAAAGCCAAAAUGUAAUUGCCGUACAAAAUGGACUUCAACUUUUAGAUGCUUUUGCAUCUAAUGCGCCACAGUUCGUAGUAAAUUUUUCAGAUGGUAUAGUUAAAGCUGUUAGACAUCAUUUUUUGUCUCUUAGCAUACAUUCAACUCUUUCACAAUCUCUUCUUCGUUCUUGUACUUCUGUGGCUCGAGCAGCUCGUUUUUUUGGACGUGUGGAAUUAGUUUUUACAGUUGAAGUAGGAAGAGUAUGUGAGUUUUUAGACUCUCUACCUCUUGAUGCAGAGUUUGUUACCUUACGUUUAUGGUGUUUACGUUUCCUUGAUGUCACACUCUCUCCACAAAUGGGUGGUCGUCCACCAUAUGAUUUAUAUCCUUAUUUAUAUCGACAACUCUCCGGUAUCUUAAAAAAUAGUGAUGAUGACUUGAAUGUACGUCUUGAAGCAUUACGAUGUGCUGGAAGUAUUGGUGCAUUAGACACAAAUAUUUUUCAUUCACUAGGUAUUGAUCAAGUUACGAAACAAAGUAAACUUGAUCGAAGUGCUCCAAAUGUACUUACACAUGCAAUGUGUUGUCGUUUUAUUUUACGUGCUAUCGCCACAUUAUUAGACCCUAAUGAGAAAAGAUUUUCAGGAAGUAGAGAUGGUUUAUUACGGGUAGGAAUUCAAACUAUUUUAAACAUUGGUGAACGUUGUCCAUGUUCUCGUGCUGAAAUGAAUGUUGUUAUUUCACCUGUAGUUCGUGCUGCCAGUGAAUUAAGAGGUGAUAGAUUACUUGGUACUGUUUUGUAUGAAUUAACACAUAUUAUAAAAUAUGUAGGUGUAGCAGUUCUUUCUGAUGUUGAUGUUCUUUAUAAUUUUUUUGAAGAUGUUUGGGUAAAGUGUCCUACGUAUCGUUUUCUUACUGUACGUCUUGCGUCUACAGUUGCAAAUUUUGAGGUUGAGGGUCACCAGGUGUUUAGAGAUAUUAAUGCUCAUAUACUUCCUAUAAAAUUUGAUGCUCUUAAUGAUGAUGAUUCUUCAGAAUAUUUGAGGUAUGCUAUUAUUGAGUAUAUUGUUAAACACACUGAUGCACUUCAGGCAUAUACUCAAAUGGUAGUUACAAAUUUACUUAGAGCUACACAAAGAAAUUCUAUUGAUUUUGUCAUUUGUGUUGUUACUGCUCUUCGUGUGGUGUGUUGGAGGAUAAGUGUAGAUGAACUUGCUGGUGUUAUCGUUCGUGGACUUCUUACAAGUUUAAGACAACAUUUUUCUUCGUUGACAAGAGUUACUGAAGUUACUACAUUUUCAAAUAGAAUUAUGAGUGUUUUUUCAGUACUUAUUGUACAAAUGCAGGGAGAGUUUAUAAAAUACUCUUCUGAAAUUCUGAGAACUCUUAAAACGCUUCGCAUUUCAAAUACAGAGUUUAUGACUCUUCAUGGACUAGUAGUAAAAGGUUUUCGUUGUGUAUUAAGUGAGAGUUCUUUAUCAGAACAUCAUGACCAAUUACUUCGUCUACUUAAAAAAUGUGAAUCUAUGGCCCUUCGUGGGAUUUUACGAUUAGGUGAUGUUUGGAGUCCAACGACUAAUGUUGAAGAUACCUCUAGUGCGUUUAGUGAUGAUGAACGACCGCUUCCUUUUUCAGAACAACGUAUUAUUCUCAACACCAAAGCUCUUCCUCUUGCGAAGGAGGAGUGGCUUAAGUGGAUUGACCAUUUUUCUAUAGUGAUUAUGCAAGAAUCACCGUACCGCGUAUUCCGCUGUGUCUCACUGCCCAUUGGCACCAACGCGACGCCGCUGGUGGAGCGAUCCCCGCAGUUCACGCAAGACAUCAUGCGACUGGCAUUUCGCACGCUGUGGAACUUCAGCAGCGCCGGCGUGCGUGCCUCCAUCGCGGACUUCUUCCGGCAGACACUCCAGCAGCCGCUGCGCUCCUCGGCGGUGCCCGACGACGUCAUCACCGCCCUUCUCUCCCUCACGGAGUACAUGGACAUCGUCGGCACAACACUUCCUAUUGCCGCCGGCGAUCUCUUCGAGUGUGCGUGGCGGCGGGGGAUGCUCGCCAAGGCACUCUACUGGUGCGAAGCCGCCUACCGCGAGGAGCCCGCCAGUGCCGUGGAGCCACUCAUCACUUUAUACUCUGAGUUGCACCAGGCGGACUCCGCCGUGAGUAUUCUUAAUGGAGCAAAUGAGAAUCAGAAGCGAUAUCUUUUGCAGCAGUCUGGUCUCUUGAAAGUUGCAGGUUUUACAGAGACACUACGUCUAACGCAGUUUGAACUUGAUAAUGAAAUGGGAUGGUCAGAAAGUAGUAGUGAAGGUUUAGCAAAACCAUUACCUUAUAGAUCAAAGACGUUACGUAAGGUUCGAGGUAUUUCUGGUAAAUCUUUUUCUGAAGUCAAUACCUCUUUUCGAAGUGAAGAUGGAACAUUAGAUCUGCAACUAGAACGUGAAACACGACAAAUGUUAAGCUUAAGUGAAUUUGGAGAUUAUGAUAAAGUACUUGAAAAAUGGACUUUAUUAUUUAAAAAACAAAAUGAGAAGGAAGUAGAAAAUGAAGAAAAUAUUCUUACUUAUGUAUCACAAUACGCCGCUGAUGCUUCUAUACGACUACAAUCAUGGAAUACUUUAGAAGAAUCUUUACAUUGGUUACCACAAGAUAGUGUAUUAUAUCAUAUCUCACUUGCCGCAAUGAAUAUCCACAAAGGUGAAUAUGAUAAUGCCAUGUUAGCUGUAAAUGAAGGACGUAAGUUGUUAUUAGAAGAUCUAUCAGGACUUUUACAUGAAUCUUAUACAAGAGCAUAUGAAGGACUUGUGGUUGCACAACAACUCUCAGAGUUGGAAGAAGUUGUAGUUGCUAAACGUUCAAUAGAAGCAUCUUCUAUGCGACAACUUGGACGUAUCUCACGUUUAUGGAAUCAACGUAUCGAAAUGAUGUCACCAACAGUUACAGUUUGGAAAAAAGUUCUUGGAGUAAGAGGAUUACUUAUCCCACCAAGUGAAGAUAUCACGGUGCGAUUGAAAUUUGUAAAGUUGUGUAGGCGUGAAAAGGCAAAACAGUUAGAACGUUUUACACUUGGUCAAUUACUUGGUUAUCGUUGUCCAACUUAUGAACAACUGAUGAGUCGGAACUCAAAUCCUAGUGUGGUGAUGCAGUAUAUUAUUUUUCUAUCUGCAAAUGGAGAACUUGGACCGAAAAGUCCAUAUGGUCUUGAAAGUGAUCUUCUUAAAAAAAUGAUUGACACACAUUCUAAGGCUGAGAAUGCGGUUUUACUUUCUAGAGCUUAUGCCCGUCUUGGAAAAAAUGCAAAAUUGGAAGAAGCUGUUGAAUGCUAUAAAGCUGCAACAUUAUACGACCCUAAUUGGUUUCACGCCUGGCGUAUGUACGCAGAGACGAAUGUAGAAUUGCUUGAUAUAGCUUACUCUGAUAGUGCUUGUGCUGCUGCAAUUGAAGGAUAUAUUAAGAGUAUUGAAGUAGGAAAUUCUGAUUCAACAAUGAUUCAAGAUGUCUUAAAACUCCUUACACUAUUGAGUCGUCACUGUGAUCAUGAAAGUGGUUUAAAAGAAAUGCGAAAACGUGUAUUAGAUCUUUCAUCACGUGCAUGGCACUUGGUAGUACCACAGCUUAUUGCUCGAUUAGAUUCGGGAUCAGAUGGUAGUUGUCAACUUGUAGCGGAUAUUCUUACUUCUGUAGCCUUUGAUUUCCCACUUUCUCUUAUUUAUCCAUUAAAUUUAUGUGCCAUGUCAGACUCUGAACGACGUAAAAAAUGGGCUAAUACUAUUCUUGAAAAAUUACAAAAUAAAUACCCAGUUAUUGUUCUUCAAGGUCGUAUAUUAGUGGAUGAAUUACUUCGAUUAUCAGAGUUAAUAUAUGAAGAAUGGUAUGAUCAAUUCGAAGCUGCCGCUACUGCUUUUUUUGGUCGUCGAAACUAUCAUGAGAUGGUAGAAAUUCUUUUACCAUUACAUGAAAAACUUAAUCGAGCUCCUGAAACCAUAGUUGAAGCUGAAUUUAUCUGUAAAUACAGUAGUAGUCUUGAUGAAGCACAAGGUUGGGUGUGUUCUUAUUUACAAUCAGGUUCAAUUGCAGAUCUUCAUUCUGCUUGGCAUAUUUAUCAUGGUGUAUACCGACAAAUUGAUGAGCAAAUUAAGUCUCAUAAUCGAUUGCAUUUACCAUUUUGUAGCCCAAAAUUAUUUGAGGCACGAAAUCUUGCAGUGGGAAUACCUGAUGCUAUGCCUGUAGAAGAAGGUUCUGUAAGUUGUAUUGCUUCUUUUAACGAUACUCUUGUUGUAAUUUCUAGUAAACAAAGACCGAAACGUUUGAGUGUUAUUACAGUAGAAGGGAAAAAACAAAAGUAUCUUCUUAAAGGUCGUGAAGAUUUACGACUUGAUGAACGAGUUAUGCAACUUUUUCGACUUGUGAAUACAUUAAUGAUGUCUGAUUCUAGGACCUGUAAGAACUCUGGAUUUCUUAUUCAACGAUAUUCUGUAACCCCGUUAAAGGAUACGGUUGGACUUAUUGGUUGGGUAAGUGGAUGCGAUACACUUCAUGAAUUAGUUAAAAAAUACCGAGUAUCUAGAGGUAUUCCCUCUGAGUUGGAAUUUCGAAUGCUUAAUCAGAUUCUUGUUUAUGAUAACCCAAAGGCGUAUGAUUAUCUUACUGUAAUGUCUAAAGUAGAAGUUAUGGAAUUUCUUGCGGAUCAUACAUCAGGUCAUGAUAUUCGAAAGGCUAUGUGGGCUUCAGCUGCUAGUUGUGAAACAUGGUUAGAACAACGGCAAGUGUACACAACAUCUUUGUCAACUACAAGCGUAGUAGGUUAUAUCCUAGGACUCGGUGAUCGUCAUCCCAAUAAUAUUAUGAUUCAACGAACAUCAGGUCUUAUAGUUCAUAUUGACUUUGGUGAUUGCUUUGAAGUUGCUAUGACACGUGAUAAAUUUCCUGAAAAAGUUCCAUUCAGACUAACCCGAAUGUUACGAAAUGCUUUAGAUGUUUCUGGUGUUAAUGGGUCAUAUCGUACUACAGCAGAGACAGCAAUGUGGGUAUUGCGUGAUGGAUGUCAUAGUGUUCUUGCUAUACUUGAGGCUUUCAUUCAAGAUCCCCUUAUCUCAUGGCGGUUAAUGAACCAUCCAGGGGAGGAACCAGAACCAUCAAAUGAUCAUCGAACUAUAGAAGAACAGUUACGAACGGUUCGUAUACAGUCACAUGCCGCUUAUCCAGUUGGAGCUCCUAGAGAUAGCACUUCUACUGAGGCUAUAAAAUAUGUAGACACCACUUCUAUGCAUGAAGAAGUAGAUAUGCUUCACAAAGGUGUUACUAUUUUUCAACGUGUUCGGUCAAAAUUACAGGGGAAUGAUUUUUUGCAGACAGAAGGGUCAGGAGUAAGUAUGGAUCCGAAGGUUCAAGUUGCUCGACUUAUAGUAGAAGCGACAGAUAUAACCAAUGUUGCACAGUCGUGGUCCGGUUGGUAUCCAUUUUGGUAA
This is a messenger RNA of Trypanosoma theileri, 7308 nucleotides long. RefSeq names its product phosphatidylinositol 3-kinase tor. The record is from RefSeq and is a predicted model, not a curated record. Gene Ontology annotation, cellular component: nucleus; TORC1 complex; TORC2 complex. Gene Ontology annotation, biological process: TOR signaling; negative regulation of macroautophagy. The transcript has a single exon. Gene Ontology annotation, molecular function: protein serine/threonine kinase activity; protein binding; protein-containing complex binding. Lineage: Eukaryota; Euglenozoa; Kinetoplastea; Trypanosomatida; Trypanosomatidae. The coding region runs from base 1 to 7308 and encodes 2435 amino acids.